UAAAUGUGUACGUGCUUUUUCACCUGUACUUUAAAAUCUUAGAUUUUAAUCAAGUUAAAGAAGUCUUCUUGGUUACAUGUUAUCAUAAAAGAAUAAGUGCUUAAAAAGCAUUUAUGUUUGAGUUGGAAGUUGGGAAAAAUAUGUUUUAUAAUUGUUUACUUAUUAACAAUAAACAAAUGUAAACUUGUCUAUUUCUCCUUGUAGUUACAAAUUGUUGGAAGUUUUUAUUAUCGAUAUAUUUUUCAUUCAGAAAAUUCUAUUGAUAUAUUUUAGAAAAACAAACUUUAUUAUUUAAAAAUCAUGUCUUCUCAAACAAUUUUUCGUGGAUGGAACAGAUUAUACACCUUAGUGAUUAAUCAAACAAGCAAAUAUCCUGUGAUAAAUGUUGUUGGCGCGGGAAUAAUAACAGCAGGUAUUGUAACAUAUAAGACAUCAAAUAAUUAUGUUUCUGCCGCUGAGACGAUGUUAGACAUAUCAAGUUUUAAAGCAAAACCCAUCACUAGCCGAGAAGAUUUAAUAAAAAAUAGAAAUGACAUGAAAACAAAAAUGGAACUCUUUAUUAUGAAAAUACAAGCAGAAUUUUGCGAUAAGCUCGAAGAACAAGAAGAAAUGAAUCAAACAUUUAUUGUCGAUCGAUGGACAAGAAAAGAGGGAGGUGGUGGAAUAACGUGCGUUUUACAAGAUGGCACUGUUUUUGAAAAAGCUGGUGUAAAUAUUUCUGUUGUUUCGGGAACAUUGCCACCGGGUGCCAUUCAACAAAUGCGUGCCCGAGGAAAAAAUUUAGCCGAGGGAUCAUUGCCAUUUUUUGCUGCUGGAAUAAGUGCAGUGAUUCAUCCACGAAAUCCAAUGGUGCCAACGAUACAUUUUAAUUAUCGAUAUUUUGAAAUUGAAAAUAAAGACGGUUCGAAACAAUGGUGGUUCGGUGGUGGUACAGAUCUAACACCAUAUUAUUUAGACGAAGCAGACGCAAAGCAUUUCCAUAAGACAUUGAAGAUAGCCUGUGAUAAACAUAAUUCGUCUUAUUAUAAAAAAUUUAAGAAAUGGUGUGAUGAUUAUUUUUUCAUACCACACAGAAAUGAGAGUCGAGGCGUUGGUGGAAUUUUCUUUGAUGAUUUAGAUACUCCGAAUCAGAAUGAAGCUUUUGAAUUUGUUAAAUCUUGUGCUGAAUCAGUCAUUCCAUCGUAUAUACCGUUAGUGAAGAAAAAUAAGAAAAAAGGUUAUGGAUUCCUUGAACGACAAUGGCAAUUAUUGCGGAGAGGACGUUAUGUUGAAUUUAAUUUAAUAUAUGAUCGUGGUACUAAAUUUGGAUUACAUACACCGGGUGCUCGAUACGAAAGUAUAUUGAUGUCUCUUCCAUUAACGGCUAAAUGGCAAUAUAUGCACGAACCAGAAACUGAUUCUGAAGAAGAUAAAUUAUUACAAGUUUUAAAGAAACCUAAAGAAUGGAUUGAAAGUUAAAAAUAAUUUAGUAUAUUAUAAAGAUUUUUUGUAUUCAAUAUCUCUUGAAAAGAGUAUUGUGAAAUGGUUUUGGCGAAUUUGUUUGUAUAAGAAAAUAAAUAUUUAUUUUUUAAACACCUUUAGAAAUAUGUAAAAAAAAUAA
Leptopilina boulardi is the source of this 1600-nucleotide messenger RNA. It is a transcript of the gene Coprox, whose product is annotated as oxygen-dependent coproporphyrinogen-III oxidase. The transcript is spliced from 2 exons. The record is from RefSeq and is a predicted model, not a curated record. Bases 301 to 1458 code for a protein of 385 amino acids. Gene Ontology annotation, cellular component: cytoplasm; mitochondrial intermembrane space. Gene Ontology annotation, molecular function: coproporphyrinogen oxidase activity. NCBI's taxonomy places the organism in Eukaryota, Metazoa, Arthropoda, Insecta, Hymenoptera, Figitidae.